Penicillium malachiteum is the source of this 1518-nucleotide messenger RNA. Its product is annotated as fungal specific transcription factor domain-containing protein. Bases 1 to 1518 code for a protein of 505 amino acids. The record is from RefSeq and is a predicted model, not a curated record. Gene Ontology annotation, molecular function: DNA binding; zinc ion binding. NCBI's taxonomy places the organism in Eukaryota, Fungi, Ascomycota, Eurotiomycetes, Eurotiales, Aspergillaceae. Gene Ontology annotation, biological process: DNA-templated transcription. The transcript is spliced from 3 exons.
AUGGUCCGUGUGAAUGGUGCACCCAUCGCAGUCUUGACUGCACUUUUGAUAGAGAGAGGCCUCGUAAAAAGCCACGAGGAACAACUUCCUCCACAGGGUACAAAAAGAGCAAGAUAUAGUGGUCAUUCUGAUCGCCCAUCAGUCUCAUCUGGAUCUGCGCAAAGCCCCGCAGAGAACUCUCCUGGCUCAAUAAGUGAUCAUCAUGCGAAGAUCACUAGAUCUGCAAGCCAGCUGGGUCCAAAUUGGUUCUUCAAUAAAAUACCUAUACCUUCUGAGGCAGGCUGUCGAUGGAUGGCAGCAAGAACUGGCCAGGAUGUCAGCGGCAAUGAAUUCGACAUCCCUGGUUUUACGCCUCCUCCAUCUAGCAUUUUGUCAUCAGGCUUACAGAAUGGAUUUGAGCUACCCGAUCAAGAUCUUCUUCGAGAAAUGUUGAAUAAGUUUUUCAGAUCUUCAUUCGGCCGCGAGUUUCCUGUCCUGGAUAAAGACUCACUUGAGAAGACUAUUGAGACUGCAUAUACGCCAGUGGAUGAAAACGAUAUCUCUUCUGUGCAAUUGUCAGCAAGGGCCUGUAUUCUUGGUGCCUUCUCCUUUAUAUCGACUCAAAAAGAGUUUCGGGAAAUGCUAGACCGUGACGGCAUCUCUAUCGACUUCGAGCGUUGUACGAGUGAAGCACAGCGUCUGUUUUUUUAUAUCCAAGGAGAUUCGAGCCUGGAAACCCUUCAAACGGCUUUGUUCUUGGUGUUACAACAGAUCUUUCAGGGUCUUUGGCAAGAUGCUGCACUCUAUCACUCUAUUGCCUGUCGUAUAGUCUGCUCGUUGAAGGGACAUAUCCACCAUUCCAUUCCACAUGUCUUCCCAGAGAACUUAGACGCAGAAGGAAAGAAAACCCGACACACUCGCGUUCUUUUCUGGCUAUGCUACAUGCUCGAUAAGGACAUUGCUCUUCGCACUGGGAAUCCUCCUUAUCUUACUGAUGCCUCCUGUGACCUUGACCCCGUGGAUUUCUCUGCAUUGUAUUCGAAGUAUCCGGUAGAAUCGAGUGACUAUCCCUCGACUGGUGAAGUUAUCUUCGGCGGUGAUAUUCAGUUCUUACCAGAAGAUCCUUACCUUAGUCGCUUGAAGGAGACAGUCUUCUUACAACUAUUUUCGGCUGGUGCCAUGAAUCAAAGUGACGGGCAGAUUUUAGCUCAUAUCCGCGAGCUAGAUGAUGACAUAGAGCGCUGGCGCUUGUCCAUACCUCCGAAUUUUCGCCCCAAUCUUUCAAUUCCUCCGAAUGAGCUACCGGAUAUAAAAAUCCCAGAACUUACAAGCUUCACCCGACGCAUGUCACUUCGCCUGAACUAUCAUCAUCUUGUCACUGUCAUCCACACAACUGUUCGGAGAUGCAGUGUUGAGUUCAGUGAGGAGCUUCAUCAUGUCGUUCAUUCAAGCUUUGAUCUCGCCCUAGAGGCUAGUCGGUCGACCAUCUGGUGCCUCAGUACUCUCAUCAAAAAUAUUGCAGAGGAAGCCUUUCGGUGA